Thermothielavioides terrestris NRRL 8126 is the source of this 1002-nucleotide messenger RNA. RefSeq lists its product as uncharacterized. Bases 223 to 867 code for a protein of 214 amino acids. NCBI's taxonomy places the organism in Eukaryota, Fungi, Ascomycota, Sordariomycetes, Sordariales, Chaetomiaceae. The record is from RefSeq and is a predicted model, not a curated record. The transcript has 3 exons.
GCAUCGCUUGCAAUGCCAGCGAGUACGACGGGAGCAGCUUCAGACUAGAGGAGAGCUUGAAGAUACAGACAGCCAUAUGGUCGCUCAGUGCGGCGGGAGCAUUUCGACAUCCUACGGCGCAUCAUCAGCUUUCUACACUGUCCACAGUACAUCCAUUUCAUCAGUGGCUUUUGACAAGCUCCGGCUUGUCUCCGAAUAUCUCUUGGCGGUCCGAAAUAAGCGAUGAAGGCGUCGCCAGUGUCUUGGCUUAUACCAGCCCUGCUGGGCAGCCAAGCCGCUGCAUCGACCCUUGACCAGGUCAGGAUUGCUGUGCUCGGUGACAAGCUUUCAGGGGGUGAGAGCGCCGUGCUUUCGGGCAAGGCCAUCACCUACCCACAACGCAUCCGACCGGACGAAGAGCCGCAACGGCGAGAUGGCGUGCCUCGAGAGUCCGCCGGCACCAGCAACCCCAUCACCAUCGACCUGAACACGCCAAGUCUCAUCCUCUUCCAAAACCAAACCAAAAACGCCCUUUACAUCCCACCACCACCAUCAGACAUUCUCAAAGGCCCAUCAUCAUCACCCAUAAUAGUCCACGAAACCGCCUCCGCCCCGCCAAACCAGUCGCAGCAGCAACAGCAGGACCCACCAACCCAGCAAACAGCAGCCCAUUCCCCCCUUGACCACGAUCCAGGGCCAGCUGCAGCUGCAGCUGCAGCUGCCGAGGCGGAGGCGGAGGCGGAGGCCGCUAGCGCCACCAUUUCUCGUGCCAAUGUUGCUGGUGCCGGCAGUAACAGCAGCAACAGCCCCGCGCCAGCGAACCGGGCCAUCGCGGGCAUGGGGGCCGGGUUGCUGGGCGUGAUGGUGAUAUUUACCGUGUUUCUAUGACGUGACAUCUUUUUUUGGGGGCAUCUUUUUACCCCCUUCUUUCUUCGUUCAUUGACUUUUCAGGUUUUGGGUGCUGAGUCAGGUCCUGGUUACGACCGGUUUUUUUUGACAGUUGGGGGUUGGGAUGUGCUGGCG